AGAAGCGGGGAGAAGGAGAGACGCGGAGAGAGAGAAGUGGAGAGAAAGAUAGAUAGAGAAAGAAGAUAUCUUAUUUUUAGCGCAGCACCGCUUUGCACAUCGCAAAAACCGGUUUCACAGAGUUCCACUCAAUCCACGGAGUACGAAGGAAACCGAUAGCUUUCGCCAAGGGUUUUCGAGGGAGGAGAAAUACGUAUGCCAAUAACAAAAACACGUGUACGUUUGUCUCUGUCAUAGAGAAUAUAGUGGAAAAAGAAAGAGAAAUAUAUGCUCGUUAGGCGCUUUGAGGUGAAAAUUCCUUUUGACGCAUUCCCUAAAGCAUGAUCGAAGACAUAUGACAAGUCCAGAAAUUACAGACGGAACAAAAAUGAAAUAAAGGAUAAAAGAUUAGAUAAAAAGUUCAUUGUGAUAUCUAAAUCAAGGCUUUGCGAAAUACGUGUGUGCGUGUAUGUGUGUGUGUGUGUACGCGCGUGUGUCGUGUAUGGAAAUAAAGAGGAAGACACGAGGGAAACACAACACGGAACGUGGAAUUCGUUUAACUCAAUACGCGCGCGAUUCUCGUCGCACCCCCGCCCGCACCCCUUACUCGCCCUCGAGCUUCCCGCCGGCCGCUUCAACUAUAACCACCUCCGCCACCUCCUUCUCGUUCUCGGGCCACCGGCUUAUCGAUUGCGUGCGUACGCGACAACGCGGUCGACACGAAAUUCGAUUAUCGACCGUGUCGACGACGACGACGACGAGGACAACGACAACGACAACGCAUCUCGUGAUUUCGGGACUGAAGAAGCUACCUGACACUGGCUGGUACCUAUCAGGAUCGUUGAAUUUACAGUCGAAGAUCGCGUGACAAACAGGUCCACAAAAAAUUCCAACGAUGCUUGAUUGAGGGACCGAAAGCUGUAUCGUUAUCAACGAAUCAGUUGGAGCGAUCUUUAAGGAAAUAUCAGGAAAAACUGAUGAUAAGCCUAUAUAAUUGUACUCUAGUCUGUAAUUUUUAAUGAAAAUCGAAUUGAAAACAGAACUUAGCGAAACGAGAUAUUUUAUUUCUCAACGAUGAACAUUAAAUGGGAAAAUCGGUACUCGCUGAUAGUAUCGAAUCGUGCCGAUGCUCGGAGUGCUUAAUUUCCGAUCAGAUUGUACAUUUGUACAAUAUAUCGAUAAUAUCGGUAUAAUAAUGGAAUUUAAAUCUAUCUGUAAUAAAUUGAUGUUUUCAAGUUGAGUCGAUCUCCGAAUUAUCCAUUGCUUCACGCGCAAUCUCCGUAAAUCGCAUACGACGAUUGUUGACCGAAGUUCAUCGUUCAUCGACAUAAUUCCGCAUCUGCAUCCGUGACAACGCAUAGGGAAGACUUUCGUCGUAGACUCCAAUUCCACGUUAUCGGCAUUCGACGUAAAGCCGAGAGGACGUUCGCGAAGAAUAACGAACGGCAUGAAGAAUGGCAACCAAUUCUUCGAGCACUCGUCGGGGCGUGAGGGCGGUCGCCACGACGACUACCGAUCCGCAACGGAGCGAGAAGCGCGCCGUCGCGGCGCGGGGUGCCGCCGGCGCUCUGGCCCUGAGCGUCGUGGCUUUGGUCGUGCAAUCGGCGGCCACCGCGACACCCACCUGGGGAUACUUCACCAAUCCUGACGCUGGUACUGCCGCGGAGAAGGGUUACUUCGGACCAUGGAGACAAUGUAAACUCCUUCUUUAUGGACGUGAGUGGUGCGGCCAAAGCGUCUCCAGGUUUCAACCAGUGUUGGCUGUGUGGGUAGCGGGAUUAGCUGCCGCUGCCGCCUCUGCUCUUUUAGCGAUUCUGGUAGCUUUGGCUGUACUUCAAUUAGCGAUGGCCUCUUCCGCGAAGCGGGUUGUAAUUUCGUAUAGCACUGCUCUAAUAGGCAAAGUUGCCCUCGCUACAUUGGCAACGGCAUUGUCGAUUGUGGCGGCGAUUCUUUUUGCUCUGCAAACGGAUGAUCGAGCCAAUAGCUUCGUUAUCACAAGAGGAGAAGCUUUUUAUAUGCAGUUGGUUGCCAUCGCCUUGAACUUUGGCGUACUGGUCUCCGCCGUUUACGAGGGCAUUUACGCCCGAAGAGGUGGCGACCCGACCAAGAUUAGGGUCGUCACGGAUCCCCGUGGAGCCACUAUAAAUAAUCCAGGAUAUCGAGAAUAUCACCAACCCACGAACGGUGGUUCGAUCUCGAUGACAGACGCCAGCGGCAAGCCGUACGUCGGCGGGGCCGGAAACGGAUCGACGGCAUCGGUAGCGACUUCCGGUAGCGUGGCCAGCACGGCCUCGCCCCUUAGGAGUUCCCUGAAGAAGCCGAAACCCCUCGGCAUUCACAAUCCUGGCUUCUCGGCGCACAGUCCGACCCUCUCGAGGAACGGCUCGCAGAAGAAAGUGCGUAUACAGACGCAUUCUACGGAAGUUUAGCCGACGCUUUUCUUAAGCGUUGAGAGAGUUCGCGCUACGUGAUUGCGGCACCGUCGUCGUUUAAGGCGGGACAGGAAAUCGAAUGCGGCGAUGACGAGACAUCUACUCGAAGUAGUUCCACGUGUGCAUGUUCCAUUAACGGUAGGUGGUCUCCAAUAUUAUACUAACGAUUGAUCCGGGCGAAGGCGCGAUCAAGAGGCGCGAAAAGGCGUCUUUGUUUUGUGCCGAACGAGACCCGUGAUCGCGAACGAUCUUUGCCGUUCUACUCUAGCCGAUGAUACGAAAGUUCCCGCCAUCAACGACGUGAUUUCGAUAAUGGGACUUUUAAUGAGUUCCAAAGGCGUGAACCACAAGAACCACGUUCGCGAGUUUGGCAUAUAUCGUUACGACAAAAGAAUGUAAAUAAGCUUACGUUACGAUCGAUAAUCGUCGGAACUCUUCGAAGCUACCUGAGUUAAAUAUCAAACAAAUUCAGAUCAAACGCGCGAUUAAGAGCGACUACUUGUUGUUGAAUAUAUUAGGUUUUUCCAAUUUUUCUACAAUAUCUUUACAUGAUAUGCAUUCGUAAGUGGUUUAAUAGAAUGCAAAUGAACUAUAAAAGGUAUUGGCGAGAGAGAGAGAGAGAGAGAAUAGGAUGAAUUAAAAUAGAGAAACAUAUCAUACAUAUGUUGAAGAAAAAAAAAGCUGCAAUUGUUAUAACUAUGAUAAAUCAUUAUAAUGUGGCGCAAAAUAUAAAAUAUUAAGAAUUACGUAACAUAAAAUGUAACGUGUGUUUGUUGUGUGUG
Wasmannia auropunctata (little fire ant) is the source of this 3193-nucleotide messenger RNA. RefSeq lists its product as uncharacterized. The record is from RefSeq and is a predicted model, not a curated record. The coding region runs from base 1434 to 2408 and encodes 324 amino acids. Lineage: Eukaryota; Metazoa; Arthropoda; Insecta; Hymenoptera; Formicidae. The transcript has 6 exons.